Messenger RNA from Drosophila hydei, 3449 nucleotides. RefSeq lists its product as uncharacterized. Lineage: Eukaryota; Metazoa; Arthropoda; Insecta; Diptera; Drosophilidae. The coding region runs from base 1 to 3060 and encodes 1019 amino acids. Gene Ontology annotation, molecular function: lipase activity. The record is from RefSeq and is a predicted model, not a curated record. Gene Ontology annotation, biological process: lipid metabolic process. The transcript has 6 exons.
AUGAGCACCCGCUCAUUCAAUCUCUUCCUGAUUGCCGAAUCUGGAAGCUCCUUUACAGUCCAUCAGUUUGUGGUGAUUCUCGAUCGCCUGGCCCAUAAUCAAACGACUCUCAUAUGCAUAUUUAUUGGCAUUUGGCGUCGCGUGUGGCCUGAGUCGAGGCCAAUUCAAACUCAACAAUUCGAUUGCUCAUCUGUUUGUCUGCUUGCAGCGAGCACGCCCUCAUCAUUAGCUUAUGCCAACUUUACGGAGCUCUCAGAGGCGGUGCAUGCCUCGCUGUUGGCGCACGAGCAAGUGCAACAGCAGCGCCAAUCGCUGCAUGGCCGAGCCAAGCGGGCGGUGAAGCGCGUUUGCUAUGGUGAGCUGGGCUGCUUUGAGGACUCGGGUCCAUUCGCGUAUCUGGAGAUGCUGCCCUCUUCGCCCGAGGAGAUAAAUACCAAGUUUUACUUCUACUCGACGCGUCAGCGCUCAGAUCGACCGCUCAUGGAGCUGUCCUUCCUCAACAUGACGGCGGCGUUUGCCAAGGCCAAGGCCAAACGCGAGUCCGAGAGUCCGCCAGCGCCAACGGUCACAACCAGCGCCCCAGCGGGCACAGCGUCUAUGCCUGGCUUGAACAUGAGCACGGAGAAGCCGAUGGGCAUAGGCAGCAGUCCGAAGAAGCAGCCACAGCCUUCCAUAGAUGACCUCGAGGGCUUCGAUGAGCUCUCCGUGCGCGUAAUCGUGCACGGCUUCGGUUCCGCCUGUCCGCACGUCUGGAUCUACGAGAUGAAAACAGCGCUGAUGGCUGUGGAGGACUGCAUUGUAAUUUGCGUGGACUGGGAGAACGGCGCUACCUUUCCGAACUACGUGCGUGCCGCGGCGAACACGCGUCUGGUGGGCAAGCAGUUGGCAAUGCUGCUGCGGCAUCUGCAGCAGCACAAGGGUCUCAAUCUGAUGCGCACUCAUGUGAUUGGCUUUAGCCUUGGUGCGCAUGUUUCUGGGUUUGCGGGCGCCGAGCUGCCCGGCUUGUCGCGUAUCACUGGCCUAGAUCCGGCCGGGCCGCUGUUCGAGGCGCAGCAUCCGAAGGUUCGUCUGGACAGCAGCGAUGCGGAGUUCGUCGACGUUAUACACUCGAAUGGCGAGAAUCUUAUUCUGGGCGGCCUCGGCUCCUGGCAGCCCAUGGGCCACGUGGACUACUAUCCAAAUGGAGGGCGUGUGCAGACGGGCUGCUCCAAUCUGUUUGUGGGCGCAGUCACGGACUUCAUUUGGUCUGCCCAGGCGGCCGAGGAUGAGGAGGGACGUUCGCUCUGUAAUCAUCGACGCGCUUACAAGUUCUUUAUCGAUUCGGUGGCGCCACGCUGCAUGUUUCCCGCCUUCCCCUGUGCCAGCUACGAUGACUUUCUGAAGGGCAAGUGCUUUCCGUGCGCCCAGGACGAUGAGGAUCUGGCUGAGGGCGUGCCACGCUGCGGCAACAUGGGCUACUAUGCGGACAGAUCGACGGGCCGUGGCCAGCUUUAUCUGUUGACACGCGAGGAGGAGCCCUUCUGUGCGCACCAAUUCCAGUUGCAGAUCUUUAACUCGUUCAACGAUCUGCCGCUGCGCACGAUCGGCCGCUUGGAGGCCAUACUCGAGGGCGAUGGCGGCCUUAACGAGACUUUCGAAAUAUCCGAAAAGGACGAUGCCGAGUUUUUUGCUGGCGACAUUGUAUCGAAGAUAAUUGUGCCGCAUCCGGCUCUGGGCUUUCCCACCACGCUCAGCCUGCACUACAAGUCCUAUAGCGGCUGGCUGUCGAAGGGCCUGCCCCACUGGGACAUUGACAAGGUGGUGCUGACGGACAGUUUUGGACGCAGCCAUUCGCUGUGCCGCCCCAGCACCAAGCUGAGCAGCGGCAGUCCCGUUCGCAUGCCCCUCCAGGCGGGCAACUGUGAGCUGGACAACCAGGAUGACUAUGGCGCCUAUACCACCACCCAGCCGCCUGCCUCGUUGUCGGCCAGCACGGAUGCCCCUGUGGCGGACUCCAGCGUGCAGGAGUCGGGCCUGAGUGCCAGCGUCGAUGGAGUCGAGAGCGUCAAGCAGCGCAAGGAUAUCUUUAAUCUGGGCACCAGCUUCAAGCUGGCUGAAAAUCAAACCUAUCCGCUGGACCAGACGGAUGAGCUGCCCUGGCAGCCCAUACUCGUCGGCAAUUCCCUGGACAAGGACAACAAUGAGGCCGAGGCAGCCGAGUCGAGUCGCAGUCUGUCGGACGCCCUAGCGCCCGGACAGCAGCCCGCUGAUGAGAUUUUCGAGCCCGUUCUCAAGGACCGACGGCUGGCCGUGAAUCGUGGGCGCAAUCUACAUGAACUACAUGCCAAUGCCGGGGAAAUUGUCGAACCGGUGCUCAAGGCAACCACGCCGCGUAGCAAGCAUGGCAAGGGUCUGCAGCUGGCUGAGCCCGAGGAUAGCAAUGCCACAGCCAGCUCAACGGACAGCGCAGUCAGUCCCACCAGUUCGGCCAGUCCAGCUGUUGCCACGGCGCCCAAAAUGAUGGCACAACUCUCGAGCGGCUCGGAGGAGCCGCAAACGGUACAGCUGCUGCCCUUCCGUCUCGGCGAACUGCUGCAACGGGCCGAGCGGUACGCCCGAGAGACGCUGCUGCCGCUCAUCUCUGUGCAGGCGCCGCGUUUCUUUGGCUUCAAUGUGACGCCGCACGAGCGAGCCGGCGAGUCCCGCAAGCCACGCUACAUACCGCGCUACGAGGAGGCAGCAUUCAUCAACAAGAGCAGCAGCCAGCAGCGCCGCAGCUCCGAGUCCGCAGAGGCCACAGAUCAGGCGGCGCGUCGCAAUCUGUUUCGGCUGCUGCGCUCAGAUGCGGCGCGUGGUCGUGCCGCCCAGCAGCCUAUCACGUCGGCAGCUCCAAUGGCCAGCAGCGAAACGCAGCAGCGGGACUUUAACUAUUACACGAAUAUGCUGCACAGCGAGUCCCGCGCCAUGCGCCCCGAGGCGCCCGAGUAUCGCCCCGUUUUCAUAGAGCUGCCCACGUAUCGGCCGCCAGUGGCUACUACGGCAAAGGCCGUGCGACGAGCACGCGUCCAGCUGAAUCCCUGAGAUGAGCAGGGUGCCGCGGCGGGAGAACAGCUAUAAAUAUAAACACUAUGUGAUAUGGAUAAGCCGAGUGGGGCGUCUGCUCAGCGUUUGGUCGAGUGAAAUCUGUCUGUCCUGGCCUAAAAGGCCGAAGCCCAAGCGCACUUGGGUUGGUCCUUGGCUCGUCGAACCAAAAAACUUCACCUUGCACUGUAAAUAAACGUUAAAUCGGAAUUUGAUUGGAACUGCGUCCACUGAGUUCCCUACGCCUUAAGUUUACCUAAUAAGUUUAUAAUGUGAGCAAUUAAAUAAAUUAUUAGCAUGCUAAGCAUAAAUCACUAGAUUAGCCUGCAAAUACAUUCCCAAACACGACUUCCUAAAUCCAAAUUGGAAUAUCUUUUUGCGCGAUUCUU